AUGAGUCAUGGGCUGUCCAUGCAGGUCAAAUGUCUUCAAAUGAAAUUCUGCCACUUUGACUUUCCUGCUCAGGUCCUAAAGCUGGUGUCAGACCUCCGGAACCAUCCCGCGGCCGUGCUGAUGGCAGAGGGCCAUCCCAUGGUGAUCAGCUCCGACGACCCGGCUCUGUUCGGAGCGUCCGGUCUCUCGUACGACUUCUACAAGGCUUUCAUGGGCUUAGGAGGAAUGAAAUCGAAUUUAGCUACACUGAAAGAGCUCGUGUUAAACUCUCUAAGGUACAGCUCCUUGCCUCCCACUGUGAAGGAAAAGGCCAUUUCAGCCUUGCUAAGGAAGUGGGACAAGUUUGUCUCAGAGAGUUUGCUGUGAACCUGCAGGAGGACCUGCUGGGGAACCUGUUGGAGAACCUGCUGGUGACCAUAGAGACACUUUUUAUAGGCUGCAUUUUUAUACACGCAAGAAUGAAAAAAUUUUACCUGACUGUGUGUCAGAAUUGAAAGGAAUGUUUUACUGGCA
Tachysurus fulvidraco (yellow catfish) is the source of this 513-nucleotide messenger RNA. Its product is annotated as adenosine deaminase 2-A-like. The coding region runs from base 1 to 366 and encodes 121 amino acids. The transcript is spliced from 2 exons. The record is from RefSeq and is a predicted model, not a curated record. Gene Ontology annotation, biological process: adenosine catabolic process; inosine biosynthetic process. Lineage: Eukaryota; Metazoa; Chordata; Actinopteri; Siluriformes; Bagridae. Gene Ontology annotation, molecular function: adenosine deaminase activity.